Messenger RNA from Rubroshorea leprosula, 706 nucleotides. Lineage: Eukaryota; Viridiplantae; Streptophyta; Magnoliopsida; Malvales; Dipterocarpaceae. The record is from the annotation of a GenBank genome assembly.
AUGACAGAUAAAUACAAAUCUUGGAGAGGACUGCUCCAAUUGGAACUUGGAAGAUAAAUAGUGAGGUUUCGCUCUCCAAAAGAUCCACUUAAAUAAAAAUUCUUGAGAUUUGGAAAGCGGAAAAUACUGUUUGGAAAGUUUCCUCUUAACUGACAAUUUAAAAGACGAAGAGUAGUCAAAGAAGAAGAGAGAUUCAUGAAGAAACGAGGAUUAACAGAUGUCAUGUUCACUCCAUUAAGCACAAGUUCUCUCACCUCACCAAGUUAUGAGCAAGAUUUUUGAAGGUAGUUGUUUCAAGGAUCAAUCUAGUAAACAGACUGAUUUCUGGUGGAAUCUUGGAAAGCCUAAAAUCAUUCAAGGCAAGAUUGAGGCUCUGCAGGUUUCUGAGGAAGAAAAGAGUGCUGUUGGAAGGAAAGGUGCCAUAAAGGAAACUGCAGCUGAGAUUAAGGGCAAUUACAUGGCCUGUGACAUUAUCACAGCUAACCCCAUCCCAGGAACAACAGUCUAUACCUUCCUUCCAUGACUCAAUCUUAGAAUAAUUAGGUUUAGUAUAAAAAAGAUACACACAAUAAUCUGAAUUCGGAACAGUGUAAUUGAUGGAGAAGGAUGUCUUGAAUUGCAGCAAAGCAAGAGCCUCCUCAUGAGAGCAGAGAUGUGUUGUUGAGAAGGAAGAAGCAUGUAUAGAGGAUGAGAAGGUAGUUUUAAG